This is a messenger RNA of Podospora pseudocomata, 2243 nucleotides long. It is a transcript of the gene BIO2, whose product is annotated as biotin synthase. Bases 1011 to 2243 code for a protein of 410 amino acids. Gene Ontology annotation, molecular function: 2 iron, 2 sulfur cluster binding; biotin synthase activity. The record is from RefSeq and is a predicted model, not a curated record. Gene Ontology annotation, biological process: biotin biosynthetic process. Gene Ontology annotation, cellular component: mitochondrion. The transcript has 2 exons. NCBI's taxonomy places the organism in Eukaryota, Fungi, Ascomycota, Sordariomycetes, Sordariales, Podosporaceae.
GGUUGUAACAAAGGUGUAGCGUUCGAAAGCGGAUUGAAUCCGGCAGAAACUUUGGAAUCGGAGAAGCUUAGGUAUUUGAAGUGGUUUGAGUUUGGUGAUACCAUUAAUUUUGUUAUUUUGGUGGACUUGUCAUAAGUGUGGUGAGCGAUGGCCUGGAUCAUAAUGACCGGUAUUUCCUAAAAACUGGGACUGGCAGCUGAGGCCAGGGGAAACUGGAUUGGACCGGUGAAUCAUCCUGAGAAGUUGUUAUCCACGCAUGUCUGCAUUCUGCAAUCCUGUGGUACUGUAGUGGUAGAGGGAGUGGACGAUGGCCACCCUCUGACUAACACUCCUGAUCAGGACUCGCCAUGUCUUGACCUCUUACAUGCGUGAGAGAUAUAGUCCCGCCUUACGCUCCAGGAGUCCAAUCAGAUAUUCAUUUUCAAGAACCUUGGCAUACGAUGGGCGACGACAGUUUGUGGAUGCCUGAAGGAACUUGGCAAACCGGAUAUCUUACAGUACAAUACUACAGUGACAACGAUACAGUAUAAGGACAAUUCUGGCAGCCGGCCCUGAGCGGACCUUCUUUGAGUUUUGUCCGGUGGUCGCCCCCCACUCCCCUCACGCCACCCACGGAAAAUACCGAGAAUGCUCAACAACGGCAAGCAGAGUUUGUGGGUUCUCAAUCUCGCUUGCUUCUUUUUCUCAACCGCGGCCCUGAAACGUAAGAACUCGGUUGUUAGUCAUAGGUAUCCGGGUUGUCGCGGCACUGUUACCAAUUUUGAAGGAAAGAUAAUGCCGACGACACGAGGGUCGACCCCGCUCAACUGUACGACAUCGCCAAUCCGCCGUUGCAUGAGGCGUUUUUACUACACAGAUUGUCGAGUAGCCCUUAUCGCGAAUCAACGGUUGGGAAUAUGUCAUCACAAGUUGACGGGCCUUCACCUUGCACGGUACACUGAGGCGAUCAGAUGCCUGAAGCACAUUGCUUUCACUAGGUAUCCCAGCAAACGUCAACUCUGAGAGCAUCAAUGCUGGCCCGGUCGUCUGCCAGAGUCCUCCUUCGCUGCCCCCCAUUUCCAACUGGGUUGGGGGGGCAAACUCCGAUAGUCGGAGCUUCGAGUCGCUGGCUGACGACACUCGGUCACCGCCGACAACAAUCCACAGCUAUCGCAGACGCAACAGCAAACGCAAACGAUCAGGAUGUAGCAUCUAUCCACGAUAAUGUUGAGCAUCAACAGUGGGCGAGACAGGUUCUGCGGGAUGCCGUUGCUGCCGCGGCGCCGAGAUAUACCUGGUCAAAGGAGGAGACGGCGGCCAUCUACCACCAGCCCCUGAUGGAACUUGCAUUCCAAGCGGCCCAAGUCCACCGUCGAUUCCAUAACCCGUCCGAAGUCCAACUCUGCACCCUCAUGAACAUCAAGACAGGAGGCUGCAGCGAGGAUUGUUCCUACUGCGCCCAGUCGACUCGCUACCAAAAAGGCACCGGCCUCCAAGCCAAGCGUGUCGAAACCGUCGAGACAGUCCUUGAAGCCGCCCGUAUAGCCAAGGCCAAUGGCAGCACACGCUUCUGCAUGGGAGCCGCCUGGCGCGAUAUGCGUGGCCGCAACAACAGUCUGCGCAAUGUGAAAGAGAUGGUGUCGGGAGUGCGGGCCAUGGGAAUGGAGGUGUGCGUGACGCUGGGCAUGAUCGAUGCCGAACAGGCCAAGGAGCUCCGCGAGGCUGGUCUCACAGCCUACAACCACAACCUCGACACGAGCCGCGAGUUUUACCCUAGCAUCAUCUCGACCCGUACCUACGACGAGCGUCUCGCUACCCUGGGCCAUGUUCGCGAUGCUGGGAUCAACGUCUGCUCGGGGGGUAUUCUGGGUCUGGGCGAGACUGACAAGGACAGGAUUGGAUUGCUGCAUACCGCUGCCACGCUGCCGAGCCACCCGGAAAGUUUCCCAGUGAAUGCGCUGGUCCCCAUCAAGGGUACGCCACUGGGUGACAGAAAGCCGAUUGACUUCACCAGCAUGCUGCGCACCAUUGCCGCGGCGAGAAUCAUCAUGCCGGCUACCAUUAUUCGUAUCGCCGCGGGCCGCAAGACAAUGACGGAGGAGCAGCAAGCCAUGUGCUUCAUGGCUGGAGCCAAUGCUGUCUUUACGGGAGAAAAGAUGCUCACGACAGAGUGCAACGGAUGGGAUGAUGAUGCUGUAUUGUUUGAACGUUGGGGCUUGCAGCCGAUGAAGAGCUUUGCAAAGUCGGCGGCGCCAGCUAGCUAG